Molecule: messenger RNA, 651 nt
Organism: Opisthorchis viverrini
Lineage: Eukaryota; Metazoa; Platyhelminthes; Trematoda; Opisthorchiida; Opisthorchiidae
Exons: 6
Coding region: 1-651 (216 amino acids)
Source: RefSeq, a predicted model, not a curated record
AUGGAUGGUGGGGAAAUUUCGAAGUUUCAUUUGAGAUUUCACAUAACAAGUAAGUACGAGGACGAGGUCAAAGCAUUUAGAACAUUUUCAAAACCAUGUGAACUGCACAGCCUGCAAGCCUGUAUGCGUGAAGAGAACCAGGAUCACCAGCCACCUAGAUACUCCAAGCCACAAAAAAGCACCGAUGAGCUACCCGAAGGGUUCUGCAGAUGCGUUAGGCUGGAACUACGACAGCCGGUGAUACAACUUGCUGAGUAUUCCGUUUCGUUGUGCGUACAUUGUGAUUCUUCUGCCUUAGCAGGACCCACAAGCCUAAUAUGCUACAUUUGCGAUUUACGCAUUUGCAAUGUAGGGUGGCGUUUGGAUUGUCGUUCACGCUUGGUUCCGAGGCGGGAUGCGAGCUUAACGCCUGAUUGCACCAUUCUGUUGCGUGAUGAUGCGGUAGCUUCGUCUGCGGUAGGAGACAAACCACCCAAACUUUGUGAUCCAUACUUUGUACCUCUGGAAGAAAGCCAAAUCUACGGUGACCAGCAUCCAGAAUGGAUAACCCUGUCUCUCACCAUUUGCUCCUCCGUAACGCGAAAAAUCAUCGAGUUCAAGAAUUUCGGUGGAGCUAAAUAUCGGAACGACAACCGACUCAACACAGGAUGA